This is a messenger RNA of Odontomachus brunneus, 2462 nucleotides long. Its product is annotated as anti-sigma-I factor RsgI2-like. The transcript is spliced from 7 exons. Bases 72 to 1427 code for a protein of 451 amino acids. The record is from RefSeq and is a predicted model, not a curated record. NCBI's taxonomy places the organism in Eukaryota, Metazoa, Arthropoda, Insecta, Hymenoptera, Formicidae.
AUUGCGACACGUGCGAUCCGGCGGGGAGGAUUCGGCUCCGCGGUAUAAAAGAUCGAAAUGUCUUCGGGCAGAUGCUCAACUCAUCGUCCAUACACCAUACGGUCAACAUGAAGCUCCUCCUGCUCGCGUCCGUGAUCUGCUUCGCGGCUGUUCUGGCAGCGCCGGCCGACAAACAGAAGAGGGAGAUCCUGCCAGGCGACCCGCGCUAUGGAACCGACCAUCAUCAUCAUCAUGAGCACAAGAACGAGGACUCGUUCCAGGUACCCAAGCCGACCUAUGGACCGCCCAACCACAAACCCGGUAACCUUAUCAACGGCGACUAUGCGGACAAGGACUCCAUCCAGGUGCCGUCUACCUCUUACGGGAUACCUGACACAGUCCAGAUCAACAACAACUAUCUUGCUCCCACUGUCGAGGACAAGAAGCCGCUUAUUAAAGUGACAGUUCCGAAGACCGACGUGCGCGUUAACACCGACUUCAACAUCGACUAUCAGGCUCCGUCUGCCGAAGCACCCAUCACUUCUUACGGCCUUCCCGACAUCAAGACGACGAUCAGCGAGCAGCCGAAAUUCGAGGCCGUGCAAGUGCAGAGGACCAGCGUUCCGAUCGUGCCGCAGGUGACGACGAAGGUGACGACAAAGUUGCCCGAAAUUCAAGAAUUCAAUACUGGCAGUCUGCCCAGCUUCACCUCCUUCAACACCGGAAGCGUCCUGUUUCCGUCGGUGUACUCGAGCUAUCCUACAGGCUACACUAGCUAUCAAUCGCUCAGCUCCAUCCCCGUCAAGACCGUGGACCGCCACGUGCACGUGAAAGUGCCGCAGCCUUACCCAGUUCCGGUGACCAAGCACGUAACCUAUCCCGUGCCGGUGCCACAUACCGUCGAGGUCCCGAAGCCGUACCACGUGCGCGUGCCAUAUCCAGUACAGGUGCCAGUGGACCGUCCGUAUCCCGUGGAAGUUCCCCGCGCUGUGCCCUACCCGGUACCUCACUACAUUCGCACAAGCGUGCCAGUGGUACAGCCACAGCUGCACCACGUAGUCGACAAGGCGAAUCCGAUCCAGAUCUUCUUCGAGAACACCGCGUCCACGUUCCAGGAUACCAUCAACAAUUUCCCCAAUCUGCUGGGGAAUCUCUUCGAGAAUUUCCCAUCGUCUUUACCAUCCUUGCCGUCUUUACCAUCUUUACCGACAUUCACACCCGCUCAGCCCACACCAACCGCACCCGCGGCGCCCACUGCACCUGCUGUAAGCUCCAACGGUGUGUCCGCGCCAACCGCCAAUGACGCCGUCAUCAUCGAGAACCCCGCGAUCAAGACCAGCAGACCCUUGGUGGUCGCGCCUCUGACCAGUCAGACUGUCCACACCGUGAAGACUACGUCGCAGGAGUAUGUGCAACCGACCGACAUCAACGGCGGCUACGUCUACUAAGGGACAUUUAGUACACACGACUUGCGCUACUGAACAUUUCAUCUAGCAGAGAAACCAAGGAAGAUACGUUUGUCAAGAUUCGCCGCUCGCGCCUACUUCACCACGUUGCUCGACGCGAUUUAUUCUUCGAGAACCAGGUGUUGAUUCAAGAACUCUUUUAUUCUCGUUUCGCCUUUCAAGAUCUGUGUUUAUCGCGUGGAUUUUGCACAGGCAGACUCAAUAAUCCAACACUUUCUUCAAAUUAGCUUGUGAAAAAGAGAAGAAAAUGGGGAAAAGGAAAUAUCAUAUUCUUUUAGGAUAUCACACUCUUUUCUGUCUCUACGACGCAAAGUGAUAGAGACAUAAUAAGGGAUGAAAACAAUAAGUUAUCUUCUCUCUUGAAACGAAUCGAGUCUACGCGUGUAUCUAUGAUUCGGUUGUAUGACGUUCAUUCGUUUGUAUUUAACAACUUUUAUCUGGAGAUCGAUCCUCCAUCCCAUAAGGUAUUUUUUCCUAAGAGUUUAAACGCUGAAUUUUAACUAUCUAGUCUAUAUUUAACAAUAUUUGUCUGAAAAGUAACCUUCCAUUUUAGAAGUAUUCUCUCAAAACUCCGCAUUUAACCGUUGCAAUUUGAAUAAUCAGUUUAUGUUUAACAAUUUUCGCCUGGAAAUGAGAUCUCUUCUCGUUCUAAAGGACUUUUCCUCCAAAAAUACGCGUUUAAGUGCUAAUUUGACAAAUCGUUAAGGAUCUUUUGAGGACUUUACACUUGCUUGCACCGACGAAUCGCACGUGCAUCUGUCAUUUGAUCUUUCGCGAAAUUCAUGGAGAUCCAUGAAUGACAAUGAGCGAACGAACAGUGAAAAUAAGAAUUGCUCCGCAUGACAGAUAGAACUCACCGUUGAGAAACGAUAGCGCGAUUUUGAGCGCGACUUCUCAUGCGACUCGAGCGACGAAUGUCUUGAUCGAUGGACGUCUAGGAGGUAUAUUAGGAAGGAUUGAUGGACAGGAGAGUUAGAGAAUAUUUUUUGUACGUAAAUAAAGCUCUUUUAUUACAAA